AUGGCAGAUUCAAGUGGAACCUCUAACCGUUCGAAUACAUGCCUUCCGAUACAUGGACUGAGAGAAGAGAGGGAAAGAAAGAAGAAGAAGUGUAUCUUAGCUACUUGCGCGAUCCAGACACGGACCAAGAACGGUGACAACUUUGUUGGUACUGGAAGCCUCGUGAAGGAGUUCUUUGAGAAUUGUGAUCAAAAAAUACAUUUGAUCACAAGCGAAAAGGUUUUGUCAUCCCAUGAUUUAAGUUGCUACUUUUUAUGGUUCAAGAGGCUAGAUGGCCGCAGCAACAAAAAAUGGAGGGGGCUACUUAGUAUAUGCAAGAGAGAGGUCCGCAUCUCACAUGGCCUCGCAUUUGUACCUGUUGACCGAACGAAAUUUAACCCUUUUCAAAAACGUGAUUCCGGUAUACUGACUCACCGUCCAUUUACCAUAUGCGCUGAAGGAAAGGAAGGUUUAAGAAAUUCUAAAUUACACUGUCACGUUGUUGAGGUACCCGAAGAUAAAUUCGCCAUAAAACAAUACCAGGUGUUAGGGAUCGCAGACGAAGAAGCAUAUCUCGUUGACCAUAAUUCCAUGAAGAUAGAAAGUACUAGCAUUUACAGCCAUAAUCGAAAAGGCCUUGGAGCUCCAUUUUCCAUUACAGGCGAAGACGGCAUAGCAAAAGCCGUGGGUGCCGUUACUCUUGGCAACAACCAGCAGAUUUCUUAUGUGCUGUUUUCACAGAUUGAUAGGAAACGUUUACCUUCAGGUUGGUAACUUUUGGCUGGUUUAGGGUACGUGUACAUAUCAUUGUAAGUCAACUCUUUAAAGUCUUGAACGUUUGGGAAUUUUCCCUUUCAACUCACGCUUGGACUUUUCCUGGAUUUUACCGAUCAUGAACAUUGCAGUGCCUAACUUUACUUGUUUUCUGAAAGAAUACAGCUUAAUUAGCUGUUCAUUAUCUAUUGAAAUCUAAAUUGGUUGCCCCUAUUACUUUUGACUUUGGUCCUUCAUGGUGAUUCUCUCUGAAUUUGAUCAGGUUUUUUUGACAAUUUAUUUUCCAACUUGGUACUCCUUGGACCAGAUAGAGUUAUACUGUUGGACUAAAUUUUGUUUCCUUACAAACACAGUAGAGUGACCCCACUCAGAACUUAAGCUCUGACCUCUCAACCAGGGAUUCAGCCCAUCAGCCACUCCAGAGAGUACUGAAUGGUCAUAUCUUCCACAUUUGACAAUAACUCUUUUUUGUUACCAGUAUCGACUGGGUUAGCCUGUUCAAGGCAUUCAGUUAGCAAAAUGAAGCCCUAUAGGAGGAAGGAAGGUUUUGGUUAGGUUUCCUGAAUGCUUAUAAAUUAUUCUGUUAUACAAAAAUACACGAGAUUCAUUUUUCUCCUUUUGUACACUGAAAACCAGUCAGAAGUGGGGCAGAAGGAUGUCAGGGACCAGAGGAAAGAGGUGUAGGAGGAGGAGAACAGCCAACAAGGGAAUCAGGGCAAGAAAGAAGAGAACAGCUAACAGGGGAAUCAGGGCAAAGAGGAGGAGGACAGCCAACAGGGGAAUCAGGGCAAGGAGGAGGAGGAGGACAGCCAACAAUGGCAUCAGGGCAAGAAGGAAGAGAGCAGCUAACAGGGGAAUCAGUGCAAAGAGGAGGAGGACAGCCAACAGGGGAAUCAGGGCAAGGAGGAAGAGGACAGCCAAUAAGGGAAUCAAGGCGUGGAAGAAGAGAGCAGCUAACAGGGGAAUCAGGGCAAAGAGGAGGAGGACAGCCAACAAGGGAAUCAGCACAAGGAGGAAGAGAACAGCUAACAGGGAUUUCAGGGCAAGGAGGAGGAGAACAGCCAACAAGGGAAUCAGGGCAAGGAGGAGGAGAACCACCAACAGGGGAAUCAGGGCAAGGAGGAGGAGAAAUGCCAGGAGAACCAGGGCAAGGAGGAAGAGAACCGCCUACAAGGAAAUCAGGGCAAGGAGGAGGAGAAACACCAACAGGGGAAUCAGAGAAAAGAGGAGGAGAAUUGCCAACAGGGGAAUCAGAGCAAAGAGGAGGAGAACCGCCAACAAGGGAAUCAGAGCAAAGAGGAGGAGAACCACCAACAGGGGAAUCAGGGCAAGGGAGAGGAGAACCACCAACAGGGGAAUCAGAGCAAGGAGGAAGAGAGCAGCCAACAAGGGAAUCAGGGCAAGGAGGAGGAGGAACGCCAGGAGGAGAACCAGGGCAAGGAGGAAGAGAACUGUGUACAAGGGAAUCAGGGCAAGGAGGAGGAGAAACACCAACAGGGGAAUCAGAGCAAAGAGGAGGAGAACCAGCAACAGGGGAAUCAGAGCAAAGAGGAGGAGAACUGCCAACAGGGGAAUCAGAGCAAAGAGGAGGAGAACCGCCAACAGGGGAAUCAGGGCAAGGAAGA
Molecule: messenger RNA, 2378 nt
Organism: Pocillopora meandrina
Lineage: Eukaryota; Metazoa; Cnidaria; Anthozoa; Scleractinia; Pocilloporidae
Source: the annotation of a GenBank genome assembly